Messenger RNA from Acaulospora morrowiae, 297 nucleotides. The record is from the annotation of a GenBank genome assembly. NCBI's taxonomy places the organism in Eukaryota, Fungi, Glomeromycota, Glomeromycetes, Diversisporales, Acaulosporaceae.
AUGUCAAGGAACCACGAGGCUGCCAAUUCGUAUUUCACUGUCACUUCUCCAUCAAACUGGUCAUACCUAGGUUUUUUAGAAGCGUUAAAGCUAAUAUGGAUGUUCAUUGUCCGCGACAUGACAUUCGCUGACAACUCAACAAUACGAAAGCGAUACCGUGCUAUCGAGUUGCACAACCUUGGAGGGGUGUCGUUCCUACUCCGAGGCAUGGGGUGUCGUUCCUACAGUGCAAUAUCUUGCUAUGGCACAGCUCUGGGGGGUGUCGUUCCUACCUGGGGUGAUGGGUGUCGCUCCUAG